This is a messenger RNA of Medicago truncatula (barrel medic), 1738 nucleotides long. Its product is annotated as UPF0481 protein At3g47200. The record is from RefSeq and is a predicted model, not a curated record. The transcript is spliced from 2 exons. The coding region runs from base 151 to 1581 and encodes 476 amino acids. NCBI's taxonomy places the organism in Eukaryota, Viridiplantae, Streptophyta, Magnoliopsida, Fabales, Fabaceae.
AAUAGUUUGAGGUGGAAGUGAGCAAUAUCAUUUGGGAGUUCCCUUUACCCUCAGAGUUGUUCCCUUUUCUCCCUCUCCCCUAUUGUUAGGUAAAAGUGAUUUCGUUACUUUGCAAGAUCAAUAUUCCUCAGCCAUUAUUAUAUUGAAUGAAUGAUGGAAUCCCAAACUACCCUUGAAAAAAAGAUUGUGGAGCUAAAAAAUUCAAAUCAAAUACCCCAAAAUUCACGACCAAAGAUACAAAGGGUGGCUGAGUAUCUCAGAAAUAGAACAAAUCUUGAGAAGCAUUACUCACCCAAGUUGGUAUCAAUAGGUCCUAUCCAUCAUGGAAAUAUAAAUCUGAAGUUAGGAGAGAAGUACAAGCUUAUGUGGUCUGCGAAAUACAUAGAAAACAGCGGCUUUAUUCUAGAGGAUCUACACAAAAAGAUUGCUGAUAACAUCGAUGAACUGAAGGGUCAUUUUGGCGACGAUGUUUUAACUUUAACCGGCCAGUCUCUUGAAGGCUUUGGUAGCCUUGAAGAAAAGCUGUCAUGGAUGUUGUUCGUGGAUGGAUGCUCUUUGCUUUAUAUCUUGGAGACAGUCAUGUGGUUUGAUGAGCCAGGGCAUGUGGAUAUUAAGCUUGAUCAACUGGUUCUUCUGAUAACGGAUGUGCUUUUGUUGGAGAAUCAACUGCCUUAUAAAGUACUUAAGCUAUUGUGGGAAGAUAACAAUGAGGGUGAAUUGAUAAAAAUCAUGAGGAAUUUCCCCAACUGUCUUCGUUUGGUCAUACCAGUGUCAGAGAAGGAGAAGGAAGCUCCAGCUGAUUACAUACAAGAAGAAGAACAUAGUGUAUCAAUAACAAAUGAGUGGCAGUCAGAGACACCAACUCAUCUUCUUGAUGUUCAGCGUAAACUCAUGCUCCCUACAUCUAAUUCCAAGAGUGGAAGCAAUGAAGCCAUCACUUCCAAAGAAGCAGCGGAGGACAAAGGUCCACAAAAAUUAAAAAAGCUUUUUCGAGAAAUAAAGAAAUGGAGUAAGGAAGGGGUCAUGUCGAUUACAUACAGGGGCAUAGACGAUCUAAGAGCAGUAGGAAUAAGACUUGAGGCAAGCUUUACAUCAAAGCCAGCAGACAUAGUUUUCUAUGAAGGAUGGUUUACCUCAAGAUUGACUAUUCCUACGAUCUUUGUGAACAACAAUACAAUCGCUACUUUCCUUAACCUGAUUGCAUAUGAGAUGUGUCCAGAUUUUAAGAACGACUAUGAGUUUUGUUCUUAUGUAGCUUUCAUGGACUCUCUCAUUGACCAUCCUGAAGAUGUGAAGGCAUUGAGAUCAAAAGGGAUUUUGUGCACCUUUUGGAGUGAUGAGGAAGUUGCCAAUCUUUUCAAUAUCAUAGGUACUGGCUUGGAAUCUAACAUAGAAUUAUAUUUUGAAAUCAAAGUCAAAAUAGAUGAAAAUUAUCGUAAUAAAUACAAGAGUUGGAUAGCGUUGGGUUUUCGCACUUACUUCAACAAUCCUUGGACCAUUAUUGCAUUCCUUGCUGCAUUUAUUGCCCUCGCUCUUACUUUCAUUCAGACAUUGUUUACAAUUCACCCGACUAGCACAUAAAGGUGGCUUAUUAUGACAAUGUUUCCUUUAUGGCACUCUUCUCUUCUCUAUAGAUUGUGUUGAUUUCUUUUAGUUAAUUUUUGGGUUAAGUUUGAGUGUCCUUCUUGAGUCUUGACUAUGAGUAUUUCAAAAAUAAAGUGAGCCUUUUUCUUUGUAA